UUGUCACAAUUUCAAUGUCAUGACGCGAUUUGUGUAGUCUGAAAUAAUUAACGCUCAAGACUAUAAGUAUGUAUUAAGUGGAUCUGUCUGCUACAUUGAAGAAACAGAAAUUAGCAGUUUAGAAUUAUUUUCGUGUUUAGUGCUCGAGCGAAUAAACGAUUUUCUCUCAAAAUUCAUUCCCUAGACGUUAUUGCUCAAAUUAUAAUAUUUUAUAUGCAGAUUCUAAUAAUUGCUUUGUAAACUGUUUUAAAUUAUGUAAAAUCGUACUAAGAAAUAUUUAACUUAUUCAACUAUUCAGCUAUUUGACUAUUCACACGUUAAAAUUUGAUAUUGACAUGUCCAUUUAAUGAGAGAAGACGAUUUACUGCAAAUAUUGCAUUGUACGCAUAUUUGAUAAAAUAAAUAUACAUCGCAGCAUAACAAAGAUGAUUGUUUGGUGAUGUAAUUUGCGAAUACGCUGACACUGAUUGUCUGUUAUCACAACGUUAAAUUAUGGAUUCGUGCAGUAUUGGAAAAUUCGUCGACACAACUGCCACACUCGGGAGACUUACUGUGUGUGUGUAUGUGUGCGUGAAUUAAGUAUAAAAUAAAAUAUUACUUACUCACACAUUUAAAUUACGUCAUGUAUUUGCGAUUAUAUACAUUGUUGUUUUUUAUGUUAAUUCUAUUUGAAAUACGCGCGAUUCAGCUGUUUCACGGGCACACUUUGCCGCCGGAAAUUUCAGAAAAGUUAGAUCAGUAUUGGCAAGAUUACAAGAUACAGUUUAAUAAAUCCUAUACGGGAAAUGCGGAAAACGCAAAACGAUUGAUUUGGGAACAAAAUCUUGUGGAGAUCUACAAACACAAUCUAAUGGCUGCCGCUGGACAUCAUAAUUACACACUGCGAGAUAACCAUAUCGCCGAUCUUGACACUCGACAGUACAUGCGCGACAUGGUGAAAUUAAAGCCAAGUCGAAGGCGCCGGUUACCGAAUCAUUUGGUAUCGGCGAUUCUGCAUAAUCCACGUAACAUACCAAAACGCGUGGAUUGGCGAGAACACGGCUUUGUAACUUCGCCAGUAGAUCAACUGAACUGCGGGAGUUGCUAUGCUUACUCCAUUGCCGAAAGUAUUGAGGGACAGAUUUUUAAGCACACCGGCCAGCUGAUACCUCUGAGCGUACAACAGUUGGUGGAUUGCAGCACAUCAACCGGCAAUCUCGGUUGCACUGGCGGUUCUCUCAGAAACACUUUGAGAUAUCUGGAAAAGUCGAAAGGUCUCAUGGCCAGAUCUUUGUAUCCAUACAACGCCGAGCAAGGAAAAUGCAGAUUUAAAAGAGACAACAGUGUCGUUAAUAUAACUUCAUGGGCAAUUUUGCCGGCACGGGACGAGAAGGCUCUGGAAGUGGCUGUAGCUACCAUUGGUCCCAUAGCUGCCUCUUUAAACGCCAGUCCGAAGACGUUUCAACUUUAUCAUAAAGGCGUUUACGAUGACCAUCAAUGCAGCUCGGACACGGUAAACCAUGCUAUGCUGAUCGUUGGUUAUACACCGACCGAAUGGAUCUUGAAGAACUGGUGGGGUUCUAGUUGGGGUGAAAAUGGCUAUAUGCGACUGGCGAAAAACAAAAAUCGUUGCGGCAUAGCAAACUACGCGGCGUAUGUAAAAGUUUAACAUUUAGUUUUGCUUCUUCUCGUCAAAAGAUCUCAGAAAAUUAAAUGUGCCGUCUGUGUUUCUAUAUAAAUAAUAUCUGCGUAAUAAACAGAUAUUUACGUUGCUUUUUCGGAAAAAAACAUAAAUUACUUAUUUCUACACAAAAAAGAAUUCAGUAUUAUACACUCAUUGUCUUCAGUGUAUGACCGUAAAAGAGAAAACUCAUAGAGAGAAUCUAGAAAAAGAUACAUAUAAUCGCGUUGCAAGGUCACAGAAUAAGAAGUUUAAGUAUAUACGUACGUUUGCAAAUAGAGUGUUACUACGAUAGUAGUGUGUAAGGUCAGAGAUCGCAUAUAUUCGAGCGAUUAAACUUCGGGCAAUUACCGAAGAUCGCCGAACAUUUAUUACAUAACAGCCACUGACCGCAGGACGAACGUUCGAAUGUCAGUUACUAGACUUCUGUAACCACACAGAAUCCCCGGGAAAUUUAAUCGAAUCGCACUACCGCGGCACGAUAGGAACGCAGAGACUUUGUUCGAUCGAAAAUUGUGUCCGAAGACGAAGUACACGGCUAACCGGAACAUACUGCCACUCUCUAUUUCCGCAAUAGAGAGAAAGAGAGAGAGAGACCAGGAUGCUCAAAAGGAAAGGACAACCUAAUAUGCUAUAUCUGUAGAUAAAUAGGUAAAGUAGAUAGGGUGUGUGUGUGUGUGGAUACGUUGAUCACGUGACGCAAUGUCAUGCCAAACCAUGUAACCGCAUAGUCCGCGUAGUGAUGUAAAGGCAUUGACCGAUUUACGUAAGCACGAUGUAGACGUAAAAAAAUAAAAACUACCGAUACUUUCAUGAUUGAUUGUAUUUAAAGUAAUAAUCUCACUUUUUUUUCUAAAAUACUAAAUUUGUGUGAUCACAUGAUGAAGAAUGUAAAAUCGGGUUGAUACUAAACUGAUUAAUUAAAGAGAAAUAUUGAUUUUAAUGUUUCAAAAUUUUCAUUAGAUACUGAAUACUUUAUUUUUCAAAAUGUGACAGGCAUUCUACGGAACAUUUUCUGCAUAUUAUUUUGCUGUUUGUUUGGUAUAUAUAAAAAGCAAACAUAAAAAAAACUUUAGCAACUGUCAUCCGCGUCGUUUCUGCGAUUAAACCUACCUCUACACAAAUAAUGACGCACCUUGACAAAUAAAAGUUUUAUCCGGAGCAGCACCAUCGUCAUUUGACGACGCAGCAGUUCGACGAAAAGAAUUUUACUAGGAGCAAUAUGUCCGGAACAAAUUGUCACGGCUUGAAGCUCUUCCUGAUUUUCCGAUAUCACAUGCGACUCCGUGGAAAGGGACCACUCAUAUUCCGUCUCUCUGUUCAGAGGUCGGCCGCGGCUCAUUGUUCGCCAAAUGGCAAACGCACGCAAUCCGUCCUGCCGGCAGUGUAUCCUCGAUUGUUACACGGCAGCAUCUCGAUCUGUUUCCUAUCUGUUAAGCGACGUCGCGACUCGUCUCAUCUUACCAUCCUAUUGUUAUCGACAGCUCGAUGCAGCAAACUGGCUGUUCGCCUCUUACACGAAAUAUUAAUUAAAAAAUUUCUAUCUCUCACACAAAUAACAUAUUUUUUAAAAGAUAAUUAACCCUUCCUAGACUGACAUGGGUCUUUCAGAUUCAUUCAAAAAUUUCAAACCGUUGUUUCUAGAUAAAAUCACACAUUCAAUUUUAAAGUCGCGUGAGUCUCACAGACUCAGUCAGUCCAACUAGCAAGCUGUUUUGGAAAUCUACGAAGAGUUAAUUGGAAACUAAUUUAAUUGAUAUUUUAAUUUCAAUGUAACAUGGCGCGUGAUUCUCAUCGUAUAA
Pseudomyrmex gracilis is the source of this 3462-nucleotide messenger RNA. It is a transcript of the gene CtsL4, whose product is annotated as cathepsin L1. The record is from RefSeq and is a predicted model, not a curated record. Gene Ontology annotation, cellular component: lysosome. NCBI's taxonomy places the organism in Eukaryota, Metazoa, Arthropoda, Insecta, Hymenoptera, Formicidae. Gene Ontology annotation, molecular function: cysteine-type endopeptidase activity. The coding region runs from base 623 to 1648 and encodes 341 amino acids. The transcript is spliced from 6 exons.